Molecule: messenger RNA, 4581 nt
Organism: Rhizophagus irregularis DAOM 181602=DAOM 197198
Lineage: Eukaryota; Fungi; Glomeromycota; Glomeromycetes; Glomerales; Glomeraceae
Source: RefSeq, a predicted model, not a curated record
AUGGCAGGAUUAACAUUUUCACACGCACCAAAUUGUAAUUCCUAUUAUGAAGAAGAUCAAGUAAGAAAUGUUAUUUUACACUUAAAAGGCGUUGAAAGGAUCUGUCGACCGAUAUUCAAUACUAAAAAACAUAUUAUUAUUGAUAAACAUUACGAAAUUUGGCCAAAAGAAGCUACAUUUUCAACUGUUCAACAUCUUAAUAUUAUACCCUUUAAAGAAAGGUUGCUAUCACAUAACCUUCCCGAAACUAUUAAUAUAAACAAUGAAUCGGAUACAGCAAAUGGGUCGGUAGAAUAUAAAUUAACUGCUACGGUAAAUUUAAAUGAAAGAUGGCAAUUGUUUAGACCAGUUGUCGAAAUCGAAUUUCCAUUUAAAAAAACUAUAGCCAUGAGUUAUAAGGAUAGUUCCUCUUUUUAUCCUCAUAAAUUACAAGGUAAAUUCCAAAAUCUCUUGGAAUACACAUUUGAAUUACCACACAACAAAAAAUUUAAUUUAGGGACCUACGUUUAUAUACCCAUGAAAAUUAAAUACUUAAAAACUAAUAUAAGUGUUGAACGUAUUGAAAGUUAUUUGAUGACUUAUGUGGAUUUUCGAUUUAAUCCGAAUAGAAAUUAUCGUAUUGAAAAAAAGACAAGUUUUCCUGACGUUCCAAGACAUGAAAUUGAAUAUGAAAUAGGAGAAUGCAAUCAUACGAUACAUUUUUUUAUUUCACGUGAUUCACGUCCCACUUACUCUAGUCAAUUAAUAACUAUUACUAAUGAACUUCAUAUUAAGAUUUGUCUUUGUGGGACAGAUGAAGAUCUUGAUAUAAAUACGAACGUUAUAGUAGCGAAAUUUAUUAUUAACCCGCCUACUACUAUUCCAAUUUCUGAGGAUAAUUCUUAUGAGGAAAGUGGAAGCGAAGAAGAUAGCGAAGAUGAUGAUGAAAGUAUUUUGGAAAAAGAUUUGAACAAUAUUUCGGAAGAAGAAUCAUUAAAAGAUACACAAAAAAUAAUUCAACAAUGGAAGUUGAAUUAUGGUUUAUCCUUUGACGAAAAUAAUAAUAUACACUUUAGCAAAAAAGUUGUUAUUUCCGAUGAUAAUGAAUUGGAUAUAGAUAUAUAUGAUGGAAAACCUAUGGUAUAUACGUGUAUUAAUUCUAAGGAAGAUUAUGACGAUAUUAACACAAAACCGUUAGAUAUUUGUAUCAAUUUUCCUGUCGUUGAAAUUACUUACAAUGCCGAACCGGUGGAGUCUUUUUUUAGUGAUAAUAAAGAAAAAUUACAUGAUAUAUAUGGCCAUUUUCUCGCCAAAAAAUUUCUAGCCGGUGAACAAUUAUUCAUUAAAGGGUUUAAUUUAGUUACUCCUGAAGAGAUUAAACUUUUAAAAUUUCAUUUAAUCAUGGCAUAUAAUUCGGCUCUUUAUAAUAUUGGGAAUCCAUUCAAUAAUUUAUCAACUUUACAAUUCGCACCACGCAUUGAGACAAAAAAAGGAGAAAGGAUAAAAUCCCCUAAAGAAUUAACCAAUUGGAUGAAUAAGUUGUAUCAAGAGAAUAUUCUUAAGAUAAUUCAUUACGAUGAUCUUAUUUCUAUUUCUCAAUUAAGGGUCGGUAAAUUACCAUCUGAUGACUUCGAAACUUUUAAAGUGAGUCAACCUGGUAUUUCUAAUUUUAAAGAGAAGUUAAAUUUAGAAGAGUGGAUUGCAAACGAAGAAACUGAAGAAGAUUCAUGUGUUAUUUUAACAAAAUUUGUUAAAAAUUUUCACUUACUUCAAGGUCUAAUAAUAAAUAGAUAUAACGAAAUGAAAGUAAGCGAAAAAUUUGUCGUUAAUUUUAUUAGAUUACCGGAAUUAAAUCCAAGCAAUGAUUUUUAUUUAGAAGUAAAUAAGUCAACAAUGAUAAAUAAAAUCAAUCCAUUUGUCAGAAGUAACGAUUUAGAUGAUAGGCUUAAUGGUAUACCUUUAACGAUUAAAUACGAACGAUAUGAAGUUUUAUUAAAUAUAGAUAUUAUUGAACCUUCGGAAGAAUUUAAAAAUGAAAUACAACAAGCAAUUAAUAGUAUGAAACCAUUUGACGCUUUACAAGACAUAUUUGGUGAAUAUGGACAUUUAUUUCCACAAAGAAUUGUUUUAGGAAAUAAGAUUAUUUUAUCAACUACUUCCUCUGGUAAUUAUGAGAAGGUUGAUAUAAAAUCGCCAAUCGAAUCAUCCUUAAAACCUUACUUGGAUAUGGAUUCAUAUUUUGUAACACAACAAGGUGAUGUUAUCGAAGUUUUCAAAGAAAAUAACUUGACAAAUUGGAUUCAAGAUAAUAAGAAUAAUUUGGAAAUUAUUGAAUUGGAUAAUAUCAUUCCUUUAUAUGAUAUAGUUGAAACGGAACAACAAAGUAAAAUUCAUACUAUCAUAAGAGGUUAUGAUACCAAGCAAGAUGAGUUUAGGAUCAUAAUGACAGGCAUUAUUGAUUUGAAAGAUUUAGAUGAUAAAAAUACUGAGCAUUAUAAACGCAUAAAUAUAGAACCUUCAUUGAAAGAUGACAAUUAUGAAGUAUUUGGAAACAUUAUUUCGGGAAAUGACUCAUUAGUCAAUGAACAUUUUGUUAAAUUUGAGUUAUUUGACUUAAAUGGUUUUUAUGCGAAAAUAAAAUCUUCAAUAGAUUCAAAUAUUAGUAUUAAAGAGUGCCAUAUUAUAUGGAUGAUGAUUGGUAGACCUUCAAAAUUAUCAGUUUUCAGCCCAAAAAAUCGUGAAUUCCUAGUACAGUAUUUUAAGGAAUCUAUUACAUUACAACCUGCAGUUGAAUCUUAUCAUAUUAAAACGCCCUUUCCGUUAUCUCAAGGAUGUUGUAUUUCCGUUAACGCAAAUUACCCGCCAUCAAAUGAUGAACCAAUGAAUGGCAUUAAGUUAAUCGAAUGGUCAUACAAUUCAAUUAGACUUCAUAGACUUCAAUUAAGCAAUUUUAAUGAUCCUGAUGAUAUAGAUUUACAUAUUUGCGUUCUAUAUUCAAAUAACAAAGUUUUAAAAAUUGAUAACGAUAAUAGAGAGGAGAAACAUUCGCCUCUCUCUACAAAAAAAGGAAUAAUUUUUUCCAAUAUUCCUUUGGAAUUAAUUGGACGUAUUUUAACCAAUGACAGGUUGAAUGAAAACUUAUUUCCUGAAAUCAAUAAAAUCAAUAAUGAAAUUAAAUAUAUUACAAAACAACCUUCUAUUAAACUGACUAUCGCAAUAGAUUUUGGAACCACAUCUUCUGGACUUGCCUACGCAUAUGAACCAGUGAAUAAUAUAAUUAUAAACGAAGAUUGGCCGGAUCAAUUUAAUGAAAGAUACGAAUUAAAAUCAUCAAAUUUUGUUGAUGAACAAGCUAUUGGUUAUUUUAAAAAAAUAGGAGAGUUUAUCAAAAAUACCGUAUUGAAACCUGAAAUAGAUUUCUUCAAAAAUGUCAUGAUCACAUUAUCCAUACCUUCGAAGCUUUCCCAUCAAAAAAAGGCCAUGAUAAGAAAAUGUAUGCGUAAAGCUGAAUUAAUUGAUAGCGAAGAUUCAGAAAAAUUACUAUUAAUUACAGGAAUUGAAGCGGCUGCUAUAGAUUGUAUGAAUACAAUAAAAGAAAAAUCUAAAUCAGACUUUUUGGUUGUUAAUUGUGGAGACGGAUUAGUGGAAUUAACUCUUAGAAAAAUAGUAAAUAAUAAAUUAGUAGAAAAAUCAUUAAGUUCCAGUAAACUUUGCGGGUCGAAUUGCAUAGAUAAAGAAUUUCUUGCAUUUAUUUCAAAAAAAGUUGGCUCUACCGCUUUAAAAAAUCUUGGAAAAAAUCAUAAUGACCAAUUACAAUGCUUGAUUAAGAAAUUUCGUAAAAGGGUCAAAAAUAAGGACCAUUAUAACGUUUAUGAUAUGAAUCUCGAGAAGAUUUGUCCUGAUAUUAAGCAAUAUGUUACCGACUCUUAUUUGAAAGAAUUAAAAGAAAAUGGAUGGAAAAUAAAAAUUAGUUACGAUGAUAUAAAACCAAUGUUCAAUCCAAUAGUAGAACAAAUAGUUCAAUUAAUACAUGAACAAUUGAAGUUAAGUAACUAUUGUCUUACAAUAUUUUUGGCAGGAAGUCUUGGUAAAUCAAGAUAUUUACGAACAUCUAUUGAACAAGAAUUUCAACAACAUAUUAUUAUUGUACCUAGACAACCUCUAGCUACUGUAGUAAGUGGAGCACUUGAAUAUGGAUUAAAUAUGGACUCAAUACAUUCACGAGUAAUAGAUAUGACUUAUGGAGUUGGAAUAUUACACCCUUGGAAAGAAGAUAACUCAAAUGAAAGGCAAUUUUUUAAUAGAUUGGUAUCAAAAGGUACAGAAGUCCAUGUAAAUCAAGAAUUUGUGUUCAAAUUAGAUUAUAAAGAUCAAACAAAGUUUUAUAUCGAAUUAUACUCAACUUCUGCGCAAGAUGCUAUAUUUUGUGAUGAGCCCGGCGUAAGUAAAGUUGGUACAAUUGGUAUAGAAAUUCCAGAAUCAUGGGAUAAUUUUCAAUCUGUAAAUUUAGUUUUAUUUUUAGGACAAAUAGAAAUUCAUCCCUUUAUUAAGAAUGAAAAAGAAGAAUUUUCAAGGGUUAAUUUCAAAGUAACUUUAGUUUAA